UGUCGCCGGUGGAGGAGUAAUGAGUAGCCAUGGCUGCAGAAGCGGCGAAACUUCUCCCCCACCUUCUCCCCCGCGCCGCGCGUAUAUAUAUGCACACACACCACGCCCACCUCGCUCCAGUCCAGACGUGGCGGUUUGACUUUCUGACCGGGGAAUCGGGGGCGGACGGAGGCGCGUCCCUUUGAGGAAGAGGAGACGGACGGGAGGGGGAUCUUCACUGGAGAAUUCGGAGGUUGAUUCUUGGAGGCGGAAGGGCGUGUCAAGAGGAAGCGCGUCUUUUCUGGAUUCUCCCCGCUCGGGCUCCGACCGAGGAGCUUUGUUAACAGCGGAUAUUAAAAGGUAGCACAAUGAAGGCACCGUCUCUACUGGUUCAGUGUUUCCCUGGCUUGCUUCCCAGCAAGACCACUAGUUGUGUGCCAAUUGUAUCUGAGAAAGAUCUGCAGCUACCAUCACCAGCUGUUGAAAUUAUCCCUUCAAAGAGUGCCCAUCCUUACAAAUAUGCUGGUGAGAAGGUCGAUGUGCAAGGUCUUGAUAUCUUCAAGGGGAAGGUUAGUGUAGCGGAUAUGAUAGCCUUUUCACCUUCUGAUGUAGCAUCAACAAAAUAUGAUGGAACUCUGAAAUAUUGGGAGAGUUCAAUCACUCUUGUCAACAUUCUUAAAAAUGAGAUCCGUGAUGGACAGUUGAGCUUCAGGGGGAAGCGGAUUCUAGAGCUCGGAUGUGGAUCUGGUCUGUCUGGCAUUUUUGCCUGCUUGAAGGGUGCAUCCACAGUGCACUUUCAGGACAUAAAUGCAGAAACCAUACGGUGCAGAACAAUACCCAAUGUUCUUGCAAAUCUUGAGCAAGCACGGGACAGACAGAACAGACCAUCAGAGAGCCCCGUUACACCAUCUAGGCAACUGUUGGCUCCCAAUGUGCAUUUCUAUGCUGGGGAGUGGGAUGAACUCCCUACAGUUCUCUCAGUUGUGCAGGCACCUGCAGCACCAACAAACCUUAGCUUCUCUGAGGAUGACUUUAUGGAUGGCUGCAGUAGUCAUGACGGGAGCAGUAUAGUUGGUCAUGACUACUGCCCCAGGCGAUCUAGGAAGCUUUCUGGUAGCCGUGCAUGGGAGAGGGCUAGUGAGACUGACCAAGCAGAUGGCGGCUAUGAUGUAAUUUUAAUUUCUGAUGUCCCCUAUGCUGUGAACUCUCUGAAGAAGCUCUAUGCCCUUAUUUCAAAGUGCCUACGUCCUCCAUAUGGAGUCUUGUACGUGGCUUCGAAGAAGAACUUGGUCGGCUCCAAUGGUGGCGCGAGGCAACUUCGAGCUCUGAUGGAAGAGGAAGGUGUUCUUGGUGGUCACUUCUUAACUGAGUUGUCUGACAGGGAGAUAUGGAAGUUCUUUUUCAAGUGAGCAAAUCCAGAAAGUGGAAGGAGGAAAUACUUUUAAAACACAUUUUUUUGGUUUCUAUCCGCAGUAAUGUACAUAUGGCAAAGCAUAGUUCCAUUAAUUCUUUGGUAGUAGAUUGAAAGAAUUUGAAAAAAGUAUGUGUAGUUGAGCUUGCUCAAGUUUCGGAAACAUUCAUGUUCUGUAGAUCUGUAAUGUCGUUAUAUUAAGUGCAGAAGGCAACUGUAUGUCUGUAGUGACCUUUUGUAUACCGGAUUUAUGAUGGUGGCGAUUCAGUCAGAUCAUAUAUUAGAAUUUUAUUUUUCACAAA
Molecule: messenger RNA, 1692 nt
Organism: Panicum hallii
Lineage: Eukaryota; Viridiplantae; Streptophyta; Magnoliopsida; Poales; Poaceae
Exons: 8
Coding region: 348-1388 (346 amino acids)
Source: RefSeq, a predicted model, not a curated record